UUGCCCUUAGACAAAGAAAAGUUGCACGCACGAAAGAAGCUUAAAGAAAAAGGGAAAGACAAAAGAAGAAACAAUUAUAUUCAAUGUAUAUAUGUCCACCUUCCACGGCGCUAGCUCUUUCCUGGAGAGCGGUAUAAGUAAGAGGGUGAUCAGGAACGAAGAAAUGUUUGGGCACCGUAAGUAGACUCAAGCAUAUAUGGCUAGAAAUGGGUUGGAGCUGAACCAGGGCAGCAACAGCACAAGCAAGAGCUCAAGCCAGUCUCCGGGGGCACGCUGCCCGGCUCCAUUUUUAUCCAAGACUUAUGAUUUGCUAGAAGAAGGAGCUUCAGUACUACUUGAAGAUGGAGAUGGAGAUGGAGAUGAUGGUGGCAAGAGAAUUGUGUCCUGGAAUGCUGAGGGAACUGGGUUUGUUGUAUGGUCUCCUGCCGAGUUCUCGGAGCUCCUCUUGCCUAAAUAUUUCAAGCACAACAACUUCUCUAGCUUCAUUCGCCAGCUGAAUACCUAUGGAUUCAAGAAAACAUCGUCGAAAAUAUGGGAAUUCAAGCACGAGAAGUUCCAGAAGGGGUAUAGGGAUAUGCUUGCGGAGAUCAGGCGGAAGAAGUGCGAGCCGAGUGUGUUUCCGGCAUACCUGAAGGCAUCUGAAGAGAGCAGCGUGAGUGGCAUGGAGGAGAGUAAUCGCCUGAUGCUCCAAAUGGAGAACAAGAAUCUAAGGAGAGAGAAGGUGGAAUUGGAGAUGCAAAUAGCGAAGUUCAAGGCACUAGAGAUGAAGUUGUUAGAUUGCCUUACUCAGUACAUGGGAGAGGGAGAUCAUGACCACAACAAAGUUAGGACUAAUUAUAAUUAGGAGACUAUGCUAAUUAUGCAUGCGCAGCUUCUGAAAAUCAAAUAUUAAUUUUGUAUUAGUUGGAGCCCUGGUCGUGAAAAUUAUUUUUCACUCUCUUCUCUGUUAGAAAAUGAAAAUGCAGUCAGAGUAUCAAAUAUAAUCUAGCCCAUCUUUCUCUUUAAAAUUACAAAAUUAGCCUAACUAAAAAUAUAUAUAAAAAAAAAAAGGCUUGACAUGGGUCACGUUAUCACGUCACCCACGACCAAGCUGGGUCAGCCGUAUUCGUCAUUUUUUUUUUUAAAGCAUGGGUAUUUUUGUAUUUUAGCAUUAUUGGUUACGAUUUAACAGAAAAUCUGAAUAGAAGGGUGUUUUGAAUUCUA
Messenger RNA from Alnus glutinosa, 1203 nucleotides. Its product is annotated as heat stress transcription factor B-1-like. Gene Ontology annotation, cellular component: nucleus. The record is from RefSeq and is a predicted model, not a curated record. Lineage: Eukaryota; Viridiplantae; Streptophyta; Magnoliopsida; Fagales; Betulaceae. Gene Ontology annotation, biological process: regulation of transcription by RNA polymerase II. Gene Ontology annotation, molecular function: DNA-binding transcription factor activity; RNA polymerase II cis-regulatory region sequence-specific DNA binding. The coding region runs from base 197 to 844 and encodes 215 amino acids. The transcript is spliced from 2 exons.